Sapajus apella (tufted capuchin) is the source of this 3949-nucleotide messenger RNA. It is a transcript of the gene LINGO2, whose product is annotated as leucine rich repeat and Ig domain containing 2. The transcript is spliced from 8 exons. Lineage: Eukaryota; Metazoa; Chordata; Mammalia; Primates; Cebidae. Bases 1799 to 3619 code for a protein of 606 amino acids. Gene Ontology annotation, molecular function: protein binding. Gene Ontology annotation, cellular component: plasma membrane. The record is from RefSeq and is a predicted model, not a curated record.
AGCAUUACAAUUCCCUAAGAAAGUCAUUUUAAAAACAUCUAAGUGAGUUUCGGGAGCUCCUUAGAGGAAAUGUUACGGAGGCAAGGAAAGGUGGGAUGAGAGGGGAUUAUGUCCACGAAGCGUUGUGUAGGCCCCUCUAUUCGAAGUACCUCGGGGAGUCCCUCAGCUCCCUAGCGAUCUGCUGCAGCCACUUCAAUUCUCCACUACAGAAGGGGCGGAGGUGGCCCCUGGGGAGUGGCGAUGGGAACCGGGCUAAUCUUUAGUCUGGUGACCUCUCGCUGGAUACCGAGGGAGUGUAACUGGCCUCAUGAAAACAGCCAGGAAGUCGAAACGCCAGACAGGGCAGAGAACGGAGAGGUGGCCCCACGGACUUAAAGGCAUGCAGCGAGGAGCUGCCUGCCUGCAAUCAGCUAACUAGUGAGGCUUGAUUGAAUCUACCUGUCCUCAGCAGCCUUGGAACCCCUACCCCUCUUCACGUCUCCCGACUUUUCGUUCGCGAGUGGCCCGGGGCCGCGGGCACAGGGCUGGGCGUGCGUGUGUGUGGCUGUGCGCGUGCUGGUGUGCGCGCCAGUGUGGGUGCGCAGCCCAAGCGCGGAGCCGGGCCGCCGAGCCCAGCCGCCAGCCCGGCGCCCCUCCUUGCAGCUGCCUCCUCCAAGCCGCCUCACCUGGCGCCCGCCGCCCGCCGCCCGCCCAGCCCCGCGCCGGCGCUGCCUCUGUUCAAAGUUUCCCCGGCGCAGACACCUCCGCGCUGCAGCAGCCCAGGGAGACGGCGUUCUGAAGCUGUGCCUUGGAGUGGCCCUUCUGACAACACCUCUCCGCCUCGUCCCCACCUAAUUCAAGCAGAGAGUAGAAGGUUUUCCAAAUUGAGGGGAGAGAAGGGGGAGGGGCAUACCGAGGGAAAGAGAGGAGCGGCGUUAACUGAGAAUAUCCUGCCUGAUGCCAGGGGAUUGACUGACGUGUCUGUGGGGUUACGGAAGAAAACUGAAUUGGCAGCCAAGUUGGCCGAGGAGGGGCUGGGUCCGGGUGCCAGGAAGGUGGUCCCGGUCUCCGUUUCCACUGGCGUGAAGGCUUGGAGGCGCCUCUACAGUGAGCUUUUGAACCGCCAUACCCUCCCAAUCCCUUGGAAAGGAGGGGCCGGCAGAGCUGAGGAGGGGGUAGUCCAGAAAAAGCCCCUGGACUUGUGUGCGUCGCAUCCUUGGCUUGGGAUUUUAAGGACACGAAGAAGAAUUAACAGCGCCUGAAGGAAAUCCACUGGAGAUGGUUUCAAGAUAUAGGAUCCUUAUAUGUGAGGUAUCCGAAAUGAAGUUGGAGCAUCCAUGUUGAAAUUGCUUCAUGUUGUGGAAUUGAUGAGUGCCACCAGAAAGUCGUAUCAUGAACUGCCUGUGCUUCUAAAGUGUCCGGUGGAUUUUUAAUCACACAAGCCUGGAAAUAGGGUUAUGAGAAGAAGCUCAGAACAGAGCAGCAAAAGUGGCCACCAGCAGCAUGAAGAGCCCAACAAUUCAAGCUGGUGAAGUGAGAAAAACAGAAUGCAGCUUUCAAGCCUACUCAACAUGAAGACAAUGAAGAUGAAGACCUUUGUGAUGAUCCACUUCACAUAAUGAAGAGUUCGUUUCCAGCAGUUGGCUUGUGGGACUCUGAGAGAUGCUGCUGCCCAUGACAUGUUGGAAUUAUCAUGAUCAACUACCCAGCUUGGAUUUCACCCAGUGGCCAAGAGCUUUGUGUGGGAGACGGCAAGCGUUGGAUUUUUAAAAAGAGUAAACCAGGCCCGUGACCUAGGUGUAGACUAAGAAGUGGAGUCAUGCUUCACACGGCCAUAUCAUGCUGGCAGCCAUUCCUGGGUCUGGCUGUGGUGUUAAUCUUCAUGGGAUCCACCAUUGGCUGCCCUGCUCGCUGUGAGUGCUCUGCUCAGAACAAAUCUGUUAGCUGUCACAGAAGGCGGUUGAUCGCCAUCCCAGAGGGCAUUCCUAUCGAAACCAAAAUCUUGGACCUCAGUAAAAACAGGCUAAAAAGUGUCAACCCUGAAGAAUUCGUAUCAUAUCCUCUGCUGGAAGAAAUAGACUUGAGUGACAACAUCAUCGCCAAUGUGGAACCUGGAGCAUUCAACAAUCUCUUUAACCUGCGUUCCCUCCGCCUAAAAGGCAAUCGUCUGAAGUUGGUCCCUUUGGGGGUAUUUACGGGGCUGUCCAAUCUCACCAAGCUCGACAUUAGUGAGAAUAAGAUUGUCAUUUUACUAGACUACAUGUUCCAGGAUCUACAUAACUUGAAGUCUCUAGAAGUGGGGGACAAUGAUUUGGUUUAUAUAUCACACAGGGCAUUCAGUGGGCUACUUAGUUUAGAGCAGCUCACCCUGGAGAAAUGCAACUUAACAGCAGUACCAACAGAAGCCCUGUCCCACCUCCGCAGCCUCAUCAGCCUGCAUCUGAAGCAUCUCAGUAUCAACAAUAUGCCCGUGUAUGCCUUUAAAAGACUGUUCCACCUGAAACACCUAGAGAUUGACUAUUGGCCUUUACUGGAUAUGAUGCCUGCCAAUAGCCUUUACGGUCUCAACCUCACAUCCCUUUCAAUCACCAACACCAAUCUGUCUACUGUACCUUUCCUCGCCUUUAAACACCUGGUAUACCUGACUCACCUUAACCUCUCCUACAAUCCCAUCAGCACUAUUGAAGCAGGCAUGUUCUCUGACCUGAUCCGCCUUCAGGAGCUUCAUAUAGUGGGGGCCCAGCUCCGCACCAUUGAACCUCACUCCUUCCAAGGGCUCCACUUCCUACGCGUGCUCAACGUGUCUCAGAACCUGCUGGAAACUUUGGAAGAGAAUGCCUUCUCUUCCCCUAGGGCUCUGGAGGUCCUGAGCAUUAACAACAACCCUCUGGCCUGUGACUGCCGCCUUCUCUGGAUCUUGCAGCGACAGCCCACCCUGCAGUUUGGUGGCCAGCAACCCAUGUGUGCUGGCCCAGACACCAUUCGUGAGAGGUCAUUCAAGGAUUUCCAUAGCACUGCCCUUUCUUUUUACUUUACCUGCAAAAAACCCAAAAUCCGUGAAAAGAAGUUGCAGCAUCUGCUAGUAGAUGAAGGGCAGACGGUCCAGCUAGAAUGCAAUGCAGAUGGAGACCCACAGCCUGUGAUUUCCUGGGUGACACCCCGAAGGCGUUUCAUCACCACCAAGUCCAAUGGAAGAGCCACUGUAUUGGCAGACGGCACCUUGGAAAUCCGCUUUGCCCAGGAUCAAGACAGUGGGAUGUAUGUUUGCAUCGCUAGCAAUGCUGCGGGGAAUGACACCUUCACAGCCUCCUUAACUGUGAAAGGAUUCGCUUCAGAUCGCUUUCUUUAUGCGAACAGGACCCCUAUGUACAUGACCGACUCCAAUGACACCAUUUCCAAUGGCACCAAUGCCAAUACAUUUUCCUUGGACCUUAAAACAAUACUAGUGUCGACAGCUAUGGGCUGCUUCACAUUCCUGGGAGUGGUUUUAUUUUGUUUUCUUCUCCUUUUUGUGUGGAGCCGAGGGAAAGGCAAGCACAAAAACAGCAUUGACCUUGAGUAUGUGCCCAGAAAAAACAAUGGUGCUGUUGCAGAAGGGGAGGUAGCUGGACCCAGGAGGUUCAACAUGAAAAUGAUUUGAAGGCCCAGCCCUCACACUACUGUCUCUGUCAAUGUUGGUAAUCAGUAAGGCAGUAUGACACAAGAAAUUACGAGAUGAAGAGGCAGCCGUAUGCAGCUGCCCCUGUGUCAAAAGCAGGGUCUAUGGAAGCAGCAGGACUUCCAAUGGAGACUCUCCAUCAAAAGGCAGGCAGGCAUGUGUCAGAGCCCUCCCACACAGUGGGAUACUAAAUGUUUGCAUUGCAAAUAUUGGCAUUCUGGGGAUCUCAGUAAUGAACCUGAAUCUUUGGCUCACGCUCACGGACAAUUAUUCAGCAUUUUCUACCGCUGCAAAAACAAAAGAAAAAAUAAA